Stereum hirsutum FP-91666 SS1 is the source of this 984-nucleotide messenger RNA. RefSeq lists its product as uncharacterized. The record is from RefSeq and is a predicted model, not a curated record. Lineage: Eukaryota; Fungi; Basidiomycota; Agaricomycetes; Russulales; Stereaceae. The transcript is spliced from 13 exons. The coding region runs from base 1 to 984 and encodes 327 amino acids.
AUGCAUUGGUUGACUUUCGACCACUGGCAUCCCCCCCGCAUUUUCGCCUUCCUCAUUCCCCUCCUCCUCAGUCGCUUGCUCGCUGUCGUCGCCGCUGUCGACGUUGAGGUCGUCGAUGUUGGUGUUGCGUCGUCGUCGUCGCCAUCAUCCUCGCCAUCGUCGUCAACAUCAUCGACCCCCCCUCCCCCUCUUCAGUCAACAUCGUCGACGUCGACCUCACCGACUCCCCUCUCAGGUGCGUUUCCUUUUUGGGAUGGUGGUUCUCGAGUUGCUAUAUAUUGGCUCGGUCCUUCCACCUUUCCCUCAUGUUCUUCGUCCCCUUUCUCGCUUAUCCUCUCUUACAUCCUCACCCAUCGUGGUCUUCCAUCAUCGCCGAGUCCUCAUCGACCCUCGCCUACCCUUACCUACACUCACCAACCCUCACCUAUCCUCAUUGACCCUCGCCCACCAUCGUCCAUCCUUACCGACCCUUCCUCAUCCUCAUCCACUCUUACCUACCCACAGUCACCCUCACCCAUCCUCACCGACACUCGCCCUCGUAGGGCUCAGUACCUCUUCGGAGGGAAGCCAACAGACGCUCGGAAGGCGUGUCGGGCUGUGUUUCUAUGUGUGAGUGUGACCUCAAGAUCCCCUUGGCAGAGCGUUGACCUUGUCGCGGUCAGGGGGCUUAGUACCUCCUCGGAGGGAAGCCAACAGACGCUCGCAAGGCGUGCGGUUGUGGGGGCUCAGUACCUCUUCGGAGGGAAGCUAACAGACGCUCGCAAGGAUUCGAGUGUGGUUCUGUUUUCUUCAAAGGUUUAUGGGCUGGGGCUGGGCUGUCUAGAGCUAGGCGACAUCGACAUCGACCUCACGACCGAGCUCAAGCACGACUUCAACAUCGACCUCACGACCGAGCUCAAGCACGACGUCGACACCGAGCUCCAAAGGGCUUCAAGACCGGUCCCCUGGUAUAGCGUCGACCUUGUCGUGGUCCAGGGGCUCUAG